Dermacentor silvarum is the source of this 3499-nucleotide messenger RNA. RefSeq names its product AP-3 complex subunit beta-2-like (gene rb). Gene Ontology annotation, biological process: vesicle-mediated transport; intracellular protein transport. NCBI's taxonomy places the organism in Eukaryota, Metazoa, Arthropoda, Arachnida, Ixodida, Ixodidae. The record is from RefSeq and is a predicted model, not a curated record. Gene Ontology annotation, cellular component: AP-3 adaptor complex; membrane coat.
UCCCGUGACUUCUCCCGCUGUGAUAAUCAUGGCUGCCAGCUUGUCUGAUAAGAGCUGUUGCCACCGGUAGCUUUUCGCGUGCUUCUUGUGACCCGGGGCGUGACCUGCCGCCUUCGUAAGCUCGAAGCUCGCCAGCUGGGUUGUGUGGUAGCGUUGCGCGACUGUGGAUAUGAUAGCUUCGUGGGCCUACAAGGAUCAAUUAACCUCUCCAUCUGCUGGCGGCCAAAUGUCAGCCAUGGCAUCGAGACACCCCAACGAGGCGGGCGACGCCGCCGCCGCCACAGCGACGGAGUCGGUCCCGGGCUUCUUCUCCUCGGACUUGCGCCGGCACGAAGACCUCAAGAACAUGCUGGACAGCAGCAAAGACGGCCUUAAGUUGGAGGCCAUGAAGCGCAUCAUCGGCAUGAUCGCGAAGGGUAAGGACGCAUCCGAGCUGUUCCCGGCCGUGGUUAAGAACGUCGUCUCGAAGAACCUCGAAGUCAAGAAGCUCGUCUACGUCUACCUGGUGCGCUACGCGGAAGAGCAGCAGGACCUGGCGCUACUUUCCAUCUCGACAUUCCAGCGGGCGCUGCGCGACCCCAACCAGCUGAUCCGGGCGAGCGCCCUGCGUGUGCUGUCCAGCAUCCGCGUCCCCGUCAUCGUCCCCAUCAUGAUGCUGGCCAUCAAGGACGCCGUGAGUGACAUGUCGCCGUACGUGCGCAAGACGGCGGCGCACGCCAUCCCCAAGCUGUACCGGCUCGACCCCGAGCAGAAGGAGCAGCUGGUCGAGGUGAUCGAGAAGCUGCUCGCCGACAAGACGACGCUGGUGGUCGGCAGCGCCGUCAUGGCCUUCGACGAAGUGUGCCCCGAGCGCAUCGACCUGGUGCAUCGGAACUAUCGUAAGCUGUGCAACCUGCUUGUCGACGUCGAAGAGUGGGGUCAGGUCGAGAUCAUUCUUAUGCUGACGCGCUACGCGAGGACGCAGUUCGUCGACCCAAACGCUCCUUCCUCGGUUGCCGGGGCGGACGACGCGGACGACGCCGGUCGCCCAGGAGUGGACGACGACGAAGACCGUGGCCCCGCCAUAGAUCCGGACCUGCGCCUUCUCCUGCGCAACUGCAAGCCCCUGCUCCAGAGCCGCAACUCGGCGGUCGUGAUGGCAGUGGCGCAGCUGUACUACCACCUGGCGCCACGCGCGGAGGUAGCGCUGGUGGUGAAGUCUUUGAUUCGGCUGCUGAGAAGCCACCGCGAGAUCCAGACAGUCGUCCUGAGCAACGUGGCCACAAUGUCGAUUCGAUGUCGCGGCUUAUUUGAGCCAUUCCUGCGCAGCUUCUUUGUGCGCUCUAGCGACCCUACACACAUAAAGUUGCUCAAGCUGGAAGUCCUUACCAACUUGGCUGGAGAGACCAAUGUGCCGGUUAUACUGCGCGAGUUUCAGACCUAUGUGGCGAGUUCUGACACCGAGUUUGUGGCAGCAACCAUCCAGUCCAUUGGACGCUGCGCCAGCACUAUCCCCGAGGUGGCCGACACCUGCCUUAAUGGAUUGGUGGCCCUGCUCUCUAACCGGAACGAAGCUGUUGUUGCGGAAAGUGUGGUUGUCAUUAAGAAGCUACUUCAAAUGAAGCCUUCCGAGCACCGGGACAUAAUUGGCCACAUGGCCAAGCUCAUGGACAGCAUUGCGGUUCCUAUGGCACGAGCCUCUAUCCUGUGGCUUUUGGGAGAGUAUGCCGACCGUGUGCCCAAGAUUGCUCCUGACGUACUCCGGAAGGUGGCCAAAACAUUUAUUCAGGAGGAAGACAUUGUGAAAUUGCAGACACUGAACCUUGCUGCUAAGCUGUACCUGACCAACUCAAAGCAGACAAAGCUGAUCACACAGUAUGUGUUUAGCCUUGCUAAGUACGACCCGAACUACGACAUCAGAGACAGGGUGCGGUUCCUGCGUCAGUUGGUCAUGCCUCAGGGCGACACUGGUGGUGUGCUUCACAAGCACGCCAAGAAGUUUUUGCUGGCAUCCAAGCCAGCACCUGUGCUGCAAUCAAAAUAUGAGGACAGAGACCAUUACCAGAUUGGUUCGCUCUCACACUUUAUCAAUGGCAAGGCUAAUGGUUACCAGGAGCUCCCAGACUUUCCAGAGGUGGCUCCGGACACAUCGGUGCGUAAUGUGGAAGUUCCUACGGUGUGGCAGGAAGCGAAAUCUUCUAAAAAGAAGAAGCAGGUUGUCAAAAAGAAGUCCUUUUACUCCGAGACUGACUCAAGUCAUUCGGCAGAUGAAUCUAGUUCAGGCUCGAGUGAUGGGUCGUCAGACGAGGAGACAGCUUCCGGAAGCGAAACUGAAUCAGAUGACUCCGAGAGAGUGGUUGGUGAGAGCUCAGAUGAGUCUGGUUCUGGUGACAGUCGUGUCAAUGGCACUGCAGAUGCAAAGAGUGCAAAAGAUUCGAGCGCAAGUUCGAGCAGUGAAAGCGAGGAGUCGGAUGCAUCCAGUUCGAGCAGCGAAGCACCGGUUGCAAAGCCAAAAAAGGUACCAGCUUCGAGGAGCAACCUGGACCUUCUCCUUGAUCUGGACGACAUGAGCACCGCACCCAUCGCUGCCACCUUGCAGCCGAUGAGUGCCCUCACAGUGACAGCAGUGGCAGGACAAACAGAGGCACCUCGCUUUGUUGCCGUGUCAACACCUGCUCAUGUGCCGGCCGAAUGGAGGGAGCUCCUGAACAAGGUGUCCGGAGCCGGCCUAGCCAUCAACUACAGGUUCACCCGGACACCCCACCUCUUCUCGCCCAAAAUGGCUUCCGUCGAGGUGACGUUGGCUAACCACGGUGAAGAGGAGUUGCCGGGUGUGCAAAUUACCGACCGCCUCGGCCCUGGCAUCUCCUCUGAGGUUCGAGGCAUUGCAUCUGAACCUUUGGCACCUGGUGCCACACGUCUCGCUACCUUGGGCAUAGAUUUUGGCGACAGCACCCAGCUGGUGACCUUGGAGGUUGUUAUAGAAAAUGGUGCGCGACACACGCUGACGCUUCAACCACCCGUUGGCGAAAUCUUGCGCCCAGUGCGCAUCACCCACGACGAGUUCCUCGCCCAGCAAGGAAGGCUGCGAGGCAUGAAUGAACACAGCUGCAGUCUUGAAAAGAUGCCUGAGGUAGCCGAGAAAGUGCGGCAGCGUGUUCAUCGUGCUGCAAACGUGCUGGCCGUCGAAGAUGAACAGCCCGGAUGGGUGCGCUUUGCGGGCCAGACAUUAGCUUCGAGGUCUUUGGUGUUGGUCACUGUGCGCCUACCGCAGGGCUCGGCCAAGGCCACACUUACUGUGAACUGUGACAAGAUGGUGGUUGGCUCUAUGCUGAUGCAAGAGCUGCGUACAGCCCUCUCAUGAGUGCACUCACCUUACACUUAGGCUGGGCGGGUGUAAUAGCUGCACUUUUGCCAUGAAUUUUCUGGGGUGUUGAGAAUUUUGUGGUUAUCGAGCAAGCAAGGAGCUGGCCAUUGUGUGGCACGAGCUGAUCAAACAUGAAUUGACCUGGUUUGCUCA